AUAGAGGAAGAGAGUGAAGAGGGUCGCCGCGCGCCGAUGAUGAGGUCUUCUGUGGUGUUCCCGAUUGGAGAGGAAGGAGAAGGGGCCUCUCGGAGGACCCUCGAGAAUCGUCCCUCAGCCGUCGCGGCUUUCCUGAGAAGAGUGAACGGCGAGCAUGACAAUAGAAGAGUAGUCCAUGGUGUCAAGGUCGGGAUCGCGCUCGUUUUGGCCUCGGUUGUCUCCUCUGUAGGUCCGCUCUACAAGUUUGUUAAGGAAGAUGCCGUGUGGGCUGUCAUGACCGUGGUGGUCAUGUUCGAGUUCUAUGCAGGCGCGACAUUGAGCAAGGGAUUGAACCGUGCGGCGGGGACUUUAUCGGGUGGCAUGUUGGGGUGCCUGUCGGUGAUCUUAGCUAAAUUCAUUCCCGGCCAGGUCGGGAGCACCAUUGGCGUUGGCACCGCGGUAUUCAUCUCCGGUGCUGCGGCUACAUAUGCUCGGUCAAUUCCUUGCAUAAAGAGGAAAUACGACUACGGUGGCAUGAUCUUCAUCCUCAGCUUUAGUCUGGUAGCCGUGUCCGGUAUCCAAUCCCAAGACGCCAAGGGAAUCCUGAAGAUCGCCCUUCAGCGCCUUGGGACGGUCACGAUCGGGUUUUGGGCCUCCAUUUUAACGAGCUUGUUCAUCUUCCCUAUUUGGGCUGGCGCUGAACUUCACACAUCCAUGGCCCCAAAAUUCGAGCUCCUUGCUUGUUCGAUGGAAGGACUAUUGGAGAGGUACUUUGAGGUGGGAGCCGAUAAGGACAGCAAGGCUGACGGAAACUUCAAAAGCUGCAGACCGGUUCUGAAUUCGAAAGCAAAGGACGAGUCCCUGGCGCUUUUUGCGAAAUGGGAAAAGUGGAACUGGAAAUUUGGGCUAUCUUAUCCAUGGGACAAGUAUCUAAAGAUUGGAGAGCUUCUUAGGGAGUUAGCAGCCACCAUUGUUGCACUUGAAGUUUGUAUUAAGUCUUCUAGGCAGCCGGCCGCAGAUGUAAGACGGUUGAUCAAGGAACCUUGCGAACUGGUUGCGUCAUCCCUCACGAUGACUCUCCGGGAGCUUGGGGAGAGCAUCAUGAAUAUGAGAAGGUGCCAAUCGAAUGUGCGAGCCGUGCAAAAGCUCAGGACGUCAUGGCUUGUACUGAGGCUCUACAAGUCUCCCGCCAAGCUCGAGCAUGUCUGCGACCCAGGCCAGGAUCUCGCUGUCUCGUCCUUCGUGUUCUUACUCACAGAGAUGGUGGAGAAGCUGGAAUGGCUGGUGAAGGAGGUGGAAGAGCUUGGUGACCUCGCUAAAUUCAAGAUUAAUGAUAUAUAAUUUAGAAAUAUUCGGGAAAGCACGUUAGAAGUGCCAAAAAUUAUGUACAGCGCUCACUUUAGUGACAAAAGUCUUUACUAGCUCGCAUAGGUGCUAAAUCAAUAAAAUAAAAUAAAAACGAUUACUCGUGUACCUUUGA
Eucalyptus grandis is the source of this 1459-nucleotide messenger RNA. Its product is annotated as aluminum-activated malate transporter 14. Gene Ontology annotation, biological process: malate transport. The transcript has 6 exons. The record is from RefSeq and is a predicted model, not a curated record. NCBI's taxonomy places the organism in Eukaryota, Viridiplantae, Streptophyta, Magnoliopsida, Myrtales, Myrtaceae. Gene Ontology annotation, cellular component: plant-type vacuole membrane. The coding region runs from base 37 to 1320 and encodes 427 amino acids.